UUAUCUGGUAUUAAAUUAUUGUGAUUUAGAAGAGACUAGUUGGGAAAGACACGAACAUAAUUAAUUAGAAAACAUGCUUAUUUAUCAAAGCUAAACUCUGUCUCGUCACUGUUUAUUACAGUUAUUGUCGAGUGUGGACAGAUUGUAAGUACAUGGAAUGGUAAUCAAGCUCUUCAGAAACCUAUCUGUCAAGAUUAGAAGUGAUUCGCUGCUAAUUUCGAUGCAAUCAAGAUCAAUGGCAGAUGCAAUAGUGACUGUGAAAGAAGGCAGACUGCGUGGUGCAGUCAAAAAUCUGUAUAAUAGUUCAGAUUACUACAGUUUUAAAGGCAUUCCAUAUGCACAACCUCCAGUCGGCAAACUUCGGUUUAAGGCCCCACAUCCACCACAGCCUUGGCAAGGAAUCCUCGACGCCACAAAACAUGGCCCCGUAUGUCCUCAAGCUGCUCCAACUAAAGAAAUUCUAGAAGGCGACGAAAACUGCUUAUUUCUAAACAUUUACACGCGUUCUCUGAAAAGUGAUUCAAAAAUACCCGUCAUGAUAUACAUCCAUGGAGGAGGUUUCUUAUCGGGAUCUGGUGAUGAUGAGUUGUACGGUCCCAAAUUCCUGCUGAAUCACAAAGUCAUCUUGGUUACUAUAAACUAUAGAUUAGAAGUGUUUGGUUUCCUAUGCCUAGAUACUCCAGAAGUGCCAGGCAAUGCUGGGUUGAAAGACCAAAUAGCUGCAUUUAAAUGGGUUAGAAAUAAUAUUUCCCAAUUUGGUGGGGAUCCAGAAAAUGUGACGAUUUUUGGAGAAAGUGCAGGGGGUGCUUCCGUAACUUUUAAUAUGUUGUCGUCUAUGUCUAAAGGGUUGUUUAAUAAAGCGAUUUCUCAGAGUGGAGUUUGCUUGCACGAUUGGGCGUAUCAUACGCCCAAUCGUGCAAGCAAACUGCAACAAUUGCUGAACAAGCAAAAAGUUGAUGCUAAAACCAGGGCUUUUCGAAUUGGGAAAGUUUUGGGAAAGGAAACAAACGAUACAGAAGAAUUACUAGAAUUUUUACAAAGUGUGCCGUCGAAAGAGUUAAUUGGAAUGAACUAUAAAGUCGCGUCAGAGGAUGAAAAACGUAGAGGAUUACCAAUACGUUUUGGGCCGGUUGUUGAAAAGAAAUUUGACAAUACUGAGGCAUUUUUGACUGAAAACCCUUUAGAUUUGCUUAUUUCUGGAAAGUUCCAACCUGUACCUUUAAUAAUCGGUUACAAUUCACGCGAAGGCAUCCUUCUGUCUUAUAGUGAAUUAAAGAAAAUUGAUUUUACAAAUAAGUUUCCAUCAUUCUUAGUGCCAGCAGAAAUCGCCCGAAAAGUUUCAGAGGAAAAACUUAAAGAGUUUGGUGAACGUAUUAAAGCUUUUUAUUGUCCUAAUAGAGACAUGAAUUCAAACGAUGUUAAUAUCAUUUCUGAUAUUGUAACAGAUAUAUAUUUUAUACAUGGAAUAUAUAGAUUUUCUAAUUUUUACUCCAAGUUUGUCAAAGAAAUUUAUAUGUACCGAUUUAACCUCGACACAGAAUUGAACUGUUUUAAGUCUUUAAUUGGGCUGACGGAGUACAAAGGAGCUUGUCAUGCGGAUGAACUGUUUUAUUUGUUCAAUAAUAAUAUGAAUGAAGAUAUUUAUGAAAAGAAAGAUAAUUUGAGACAAUAUGUCCAUAUGAUGACAAAAACGUGGACAGACUUCGCUAAGACUGGCAUUCCGACACCAGACUCCAUUUUAGGUGUAAAAUGGACGCCAUAUACAUCUCGCAACAAGGAAUAUCUGAGUAUAGACAAUGAAUUGGCGAUGGAUAAAGGCGCGGAAAAAGAGCGGCUAGAAUUCUGGACUAAGUUGUACAGCGAUGCGGGAUUACCUAGUGAUAUUAUAAGCAAGUUGUGAAUUUAGUUGAGUGGUGGGGUCAGCUCUAAUGUGAUCACAUUCUACAUUGGGUUAAGUUUGAUAAGUAAUGGUUUCGAUAAUAUCAUUAUAACUUAAUGCAUUUUUCCCCCCUAAGCAUUUCCAUUUUAGGUUUUUUUAUAAUGAAGUGGUGCAAAAUAACUGGUGCUUGGUAAAUUAAUAUAGUGAAAUAUAUUUUUAAGUAGGUAGUUGGUGUGAAUUUAUUAAAGUUCGAUUUAAGUUAUUUAGUUAUUAAGU
This is a messenger RNA of Maniola jurtina (meadow brown), 2155 nucleotides long. Its product is annotated as para-nitrobenzyl esterase-like. The transcript is spliced from 5 exons. Lineage: Eukaryota; Metazoa; Arthropoda; Insecta; Lepidoptera; Nymphalidae. Bases 158 to 1900 code for a protein of 580 amino acids. The record is from RefSeq and is a predicted model, not a curated record.